AUGGCAAUUGAUGGUUUGAUUAUCCUUGAUUCAGCAGGUCGCCCAGUUAUACAAUCAGGAUAUACCUCUCACCCUCCAGCGUACCCCAUUUUUCACAUAGACGCGCUAAAUACCGCUCUUUCAAAGGCAACACGUCCAGAAGAUGUUGACCCAGUUCUUUACGUUCCUCCUGGAUUUGGAGGAGAAGGAAGUGCAUGCUGUCAUGUCGAAAUCGGAGGGCUAAGGCUUGUUGCAAGUGUCAGUGGCGACGCCGACCCCCUUGUAGCAUUUGCUUUUCUUCAGGCUUUCCAAGACAUAUUAAUCGAUUAUUUCGGGACCGUCAACGUUGCAACCCUCAAAGACAACUUUGAUACUGUCUAUCAGCUCCUCGAAGAAACUCUCGACCCAUCUGGGCAUCCUCUUACUACUUCGCCAAAUGCCUUGCGUGAUAUCGUUCUGCCACCGUCUCUCCUAUCCAAACUUCUAGCCUCGCUUUCACCCUCUGUAAAUUCUACUCAUCCUCCGAAAAUUUCAUGCAGCGGUGCCAAUGCAGCCUUUGCGUCACCCAUUCCAUGGCGAAAAGCAGGGGUAAAACACAACCACAACGAGGCACUAUUCGACGUGGUAGAAGACAUGCAAAGUAUAGUGGGACGAAAUGGUGUGACAAUCGUUAGCAACGUGUGGGGGAAAAUCGAGACUAAUGCUAAGUUGUCUGGGACUCCCGACCUCACCUUGACAUUUACGAAUCCGCAAGUCCUUACAGACUGCGCAUUUCAUCCAUGUGUGAGGCUCCAACGAUGGUCGCGGGAUCGCUCUUUCUCGUUCAUACCUCCAGACGGACGGUUUGUGCUUGCAGAAUAUCGAUACGCGCCGCCACAAUCAGUAGUGACUGGAACGUCGGGCAUCGUCCCGGUGCCCCUCGUACUGAAGGCAGUGAUGGACGCUGGAGAAUUUGGUGGGACGCUCUCCCUGACACUAUCGUCGCGCCUAUCCACGAAGACAAUGGAGAACGUUGAAGUAGAAAUUUAUCUUGGAGAAGAUGCUAUUGGUGCACAAUGUGCGGCGUCAAGUUCUGGUACUGGUACCGUAGGUGUUGGAGAGGGCGGUGGCUCGUGGACUUUUGAUCCGCGGAGAAAGGUCCUACGUUGGGAAAUACUCUCUAUGCGAACGUCAGGAAGCUGUAUGCUCCGCGGGUCGUGGACGUCGAAAGCGAAAGCCCCGCGACCCGCAAGGGCUUUUCAGAUCCGCUUCGAUAUACCUUCCUAUACAUUUUCGGCUCUCAAAGUCGAUCAGCUACGACUGUCCGGGGAGAACUAUAAGGUGUACAAGGGAGUACGGGGAAGAAGUCGGGGAUCAAUCGAAUGGAGAUGGUGA
Molecule: messenger RNA, 1353 nt
Organism: Serpula lacrymans var. lacrymans S7.9
Lineage: Eukaryota; Fungi; Basidiomycota; Agaricomycetes; Boletales; Serpulaceae
Exons: 12
Coding region: 1-1353 (450 amino acids)
Biological process (GO): endocytosis; intracellular protein transport
Cellular component (GO): cytoplasmic vesicle; clathrin adaptor complex
Source: RefSeq, a predicted model, not a curated record